Scylla paramamosain (green mud crab) is the source of this 1191-nucleotide messenger RNA. Its product is annotated as gelsolin-related protein of 125 kDa-like. The transcript has 5 exons. The record is from RefSeq and is a predicted model, not a curated record. Lineage: Eukaryota; Metazoa; Arthropoda; Malacostraca; Decapoda; Portunidae. The coding region runs from base 1 to 1191 and encodes 396 amino acids.
AUGAUACACACUUCCCUGGAAGAGUCUCUGCCUGUGCUGACUCUACUUCGAGAGUCUGCCAGGUGCACCCAGACUGUUAUGGAAGAACAUGUUAUGGAAGAACAUCUUAAGGAAGAACAUCUUAUGGAAGAACAUCUUGAAGAAAAACAUCUUAAAGAAGAACAUCUUAAGGAAGAACCUGUUAUGGAAGAACAUCUUAAGGAAGAAACUGUUAUGGAAGAACAUAUUAAGGAAAAACAUUUUAAGGAAGAACAUUUUAAGGAAGAACACAACAUGAGGUCAAAGAACAUCUACUCGAAAAAACAAGAGGUCGAAAAACAUCUGAUGGAAGAACAAAACGUCAAAGAUCAUAUGAUGGAAGAACAAAAGGACGAAGGACAUGUGAUGAAAGAACAAAAGGUCAAAGAGCCUCUGAUGGAAGAACAAGAGGUCAUAGAGUAUCUUGAUAAAGAACAAGAGGUCAAAGAACAUCUGAUGGAGGAGCAGGAGAUCGAAGAGCAUUUGAUGGAAGAGGCUGUGCUGGAAGAGCCUGUGAAGGAACAGCCUGUGCGGGACAAGAGCAUGGCGGCCCAGCCUGCAGUGGAAGAGCCUGACGACAGCGACUCUGAUUUCCUCGACGACGAUGUCGCUGACGACUCAGGCUCCAAGCAGUCGUCUUGGGAAGAGUGUCCGCGGCUUGCAUGUCAGGGCAAGGCCCCCUCCUUUAGGGCAAGGCCAGAGAACAACAGCAUGAGCUUGGCUACCGCCCCGCCCUCCGCCGCGCCCCUCCACCACACACGAGCUGCUGCUGUGGGCCGCAAGGCGCCGCCCGCACCUUCCAUGCAGCUCCGCUGUCGUCGACCCUCCUCCCGCUACCUGGAGCCCAAGGCUGUCAAGACCUGGGCUCAGGAAGUGGAUGAGGCGGAGGGAGAAAGGCCUGGACGUGUUCGCCCCGCAGACAAACUGCCUUCCCUACACGCGCGGGCGCGCCCUGGGAGCGACGGGGAUCCCUUGGUGACUAAAGCUACUGCUGCCCCGGCGACUUGUGGCGGGACGAGCGGCUACGAGGCGGCGAAGGGCCCGCCGCAAGGUGGCACCCCCGCCAACAAUGGAGUGAGGGCCGAGGGGUGCGGCACUGUGACAUCAGUGCCUGGAGAGACGUGGCUGACGCUCUCCGCGGAGCUGAAGAAGCUCGUUGUAUCCAGACACUGA